CGUCACUCAGACACAGUCCGCCAUUUUAUCGCGUGUGGUUUGUGUUCACCGUUGUUGUUCAGCUCUUUUUUUUUCUUUCCGCGCAAAGUGAUCAUUGUAGAAAUAGUACGUUUAUCGCAGCGAUCAGGUCUUCAGAUUAGAAAAUGCAGGCGGAACACGAGCAGACCGACUUCAGCACGGAUGAGUUUCCAGAGGGAUCGAAAAUAAACGCGAGCAAAAAUCUGCAGGAUGACGGGAAAAUGUUUAUCGGUGGUCUGAGCUGGGACACCAGCAAACAAGACCUUAAAGAUUAUCUGUCCAAGUUUGGAGAGGUGUUGGAUUGUACCAUCAAAACAGACCCCAUGACUGGCCGAUCCAGAGGUUUUGGGUUCGUCCUCUUCAAAGAUGCAGAGAGUGUCGACAGAGUCCUGGAGUUGAAGGAGCACAAGCUGGAUGGUAAACUGAUCGAUCCAAAGCGAGCCAAAGCCAUGAAGGGGAAGGAACCCCCUAAAAAAGUCUUUGUUGGAGGUCUUCGUCCAGAAACGUCAGAAGAACAAAUACGGGAAUAUUUCGGCUCUUUUGGAGAUAUUGAAAACAUCGAACUCCCCGUGGACAGCAACACGAACGAGAGGCGAGGGUUUUGCUUCGUAACGUACGUCGACGAAGAGCCCGUGAAGAAGCUGUUGGAAAAUAGAUACCACAACGUCGGAGCAGGAAAGUGCGAAAUUAAAGUUGCCCAGCCUAAAGAGGUCUACAGACAGCAGCAGAACAGAAGCGACCGGGGAGGAAGAGGAGGAUUCAGGGGUCGUGGAAGAGGAGGACCAAGUCAGGGCUACAACCAAGGCUAUGGAGGCUACUAUGGACAGAACUACGGAAGCUACGGCAACGGUUACAACCAGGGCUAUAAUGAUUACACCGGGUAUGACUAUACAGGCUACAACUACCAAAAUUAUGGCUACGGACAAGGCUAUGAUGAGUACAAUGGUCAACAGAGCAACUACGGCAAAGUCUCCCGGGAAGGUGGAAAUCACCAGAAUAACUACCAGCCAUAUUGAUGAAAUUGCUUGACCUACCAAAACUGAUGUGGGGACUUCAUUGCAGGCCGUGUGUCACCUGACCACGAAAUUCUCUGGGCGUCGCACAUAGCGGGCAGAGAGCACGGCAUGCACGAGAAAACGCUGUUCUGUGGUAUGGUCUCUUCAAAUUUCCUGUACCAGCGUUAAAGUGCAAACGUUAAGCAGGAGAUCUCUGGUUAUUUUAAUCUUUAUUUUUUUUUUCCACCCCUUAAAUUACCAAGGUUUUGUUUUUUAACAGUUUUUUAAAAUAAAUUGAUUUUUUACAGGUAUUUAACAGUGAACCCUUGCUGUUUUGUAUUCUCCUUUUUAUUAGUGUUCUUUGUAUUUCAGUUCUGGAGCGUCAAUGUUGCUUUUAAUUUUUUUCCCCUUUCUUUGUCUAAAAAUGAUUCCAACACCCAAAUAAAAAGAAAAAGAAAAAGACAAUAAUAAUUGCCUAAAACUCAUAAUGCUUGCUUUUUCUUUAGAGUCCAUAGAGAACUUCAAAUGGUACACUUCAGUCCUUUUCCUUAAGACAUAGAUGAUAAAGAUCAUAUGUAAACCCUAUAUAGCCAUGAAAAGCUACUACAAAGGUUGAAGGUUCUCGCAUAACGUUUGGAAAUUACCUUAAAUUGUAUAUCAAGAUUAUGCUCCCUUUUUUUUGGUGUUAUUAUGCUCCAGGUCAGUGGAGCUCAAAGUUCUGCUGACAAUAGAAGUGCUUUCAGUGCCAUUAAGUUGUACAUAUGAUCUUUAGUCUUGAACGAUGAUCUUUUUAAUAGCUUAAAGUCAACAGCUCACGAAGUUAAACUGAAACAUGGAGGUGGUUCUUUUUUUUUUCUUUUUUCUCCAGUACAAUUCAUAACUUCGUUAACAACCGUACAUGUCUCGUCUCGUCUCUCUUUU
Messenger RNA from Silurus meridionalis, 1934 nucleotides. It is a transcript of the gene hnrnpdl, whose product is annotated as heterogeneous nuclear ribonucleoprotein D-like. The record is from RefSeq and is a predicted model, not a curated record. Gene Ontology annotation, cellular component: nucleoplasm. Lineage: Eukaryota; Metazoa; Chordata; Actinopteri; Siluriformes; Siluridae. The transcript has 8 exons. The coding region runs from base 144 to 1034 and encodes 296 amino acids. Gene Ontology annotation, molecular function: poly(A) binding; poly(G) binding. Gene Ontology annotation, biological process: regulation of gene expression.